Messenger RNA from Dromiciops gliroides (monito del monte), 4544 nucleotides. It is a transcript of the gene ZNF639, whose product is annotated as zinc finger protein 639. Gene Ontology annotation, cellular component: nucleus. The record is from RefSeq and is a predicted model, not a curated record. Bases 442 to 1899 code for a protein of 485 amino acids. Gene Ontology annotation, molecular function: DNA-binding transcription factor activity, RNA polymerase II-specific; RNA polymerase II transcription regulatory region sequence-specific DNA binding. The transcript has 6 exons. Lineage: Eukaryota; Metazoa; Chordata; Mammalia; Microbiotheria; Microbiotheriidae. Gene Ontology annotation, biological process: regulation of transcription by RNA polymerase II.
UGUCCGAGGCGGCCGGGGCCCGCUAGGCGGGCGGGGCGGGCCGAGCCACGGCGCGCGGCCCUCUCCUGCGGGCCUCAGUGGCCUCAUCCGCGGAGUGGGCGCACAGGAGGCUCCCGCGCCCAUUGCGCGGAUGGGCAAACCGAGUCAACGGGAGGACGCCGGGAGCGCCGGGCCUGGGGUCAGAAAGACCUGGAUUCGAGUCUAACCCCAGCCUCUUACUACCUCGGUGACCCCGGGCCCGCCUCCGAACCGCCCUGUGCCUCGGUUUCCUCGUCUGUAAAAUGGGGGACACGCCAAUACUUGGCCCUGGGUAUUUUCCCUACUUGUGGAAGUAUAACAUAGCAUUCCUUUGUUCUUCCAGAUUCCAUUGUUAAGAAUUAUACCAAGUAAGUUGGUUGGAGAGGAAUUCAUCAUUUUUACAGCAAUUAUGAUUAAAAAGAUAUGAAUGAACAUCCUAAAAAAAGGAAAAGGAAGACGCUACAUCCUUCUCGUUAUUCAGAUUCUACUGGAAUAACCAAAAUUGCAGAUGGAUUCAAUGGCAUUUUCUCUGACCAUUGUUACAGCGUCUGUUCUAUGAGACAACCAGAUUUAAAAUAUUUUGAGAACAAAGAUGAAGAUUCUGAUACAGAGGCAUCAAAUGACUUGCCUAAAUUCACAGAAGGGAUUAAAGCAAGGAGCAGAAACCAGAAUCACCUGGUGCCCAGUCCUGUGCUCAGGGUCCUAGACCAUGCUGCCUUUUCUGCAGAGAAAUCUACUGAUAUUGAAAUCUGUGAGGAAUGUGAUUCUCCAGAGUCAGUUCGCCAGCAGACUCGAGAGGAGAGCCCCAUCGAAGUGCGCACAGCAGAAGACGUGCCCAUCGCUGCCGAGGUACAUGCCGUCUCUGAGGAUUAUGAUGUUGAGACGGAAAACCUGUCCUCCGAGAGCCUUCAGGACCAAGUGGACGAAGAGCCCCCAGCUAAGCUGUGUAAGAUUCUGGACAAGAGCCAGGCUUUGAACGUCACUGCUCAGCAGAAGUGGCCUCUGCUGAGAGCCAACAGCAGUGGCCUCUACAAGUGUGAGCUGUGUGAGUUCAACAGCAAGUACUUCUCCGACUUGAAGCAGCACGUAGUCCUCAAGCACAAGCGCACGGCCGCCAACAUCUGCAGAGUCUGCAAGGAGUCUUUCUCUACCAACACUCUGCUGCUCGAGCACACCAAAGUGCACGAGGAGGAUCCCUACCUGUGUAAGUACUGCGACUACAGGACCAUGCUCCUGGAGAGCCUGAGCCAGCACAUUGCCGACGCCCACUUCAGCCACCACCUGUACUGGUGCGAGCAGUGUGACCUGCAGUUCUCCUCCAGCAGCGAGCUCUACCUGCACUUCCAGGAGCACAGCUGCGACGAGCAGUACCUGUGCCAGUUUUGUGAGCACGAGACCAGCGACCCCGAGGACCUGCACAGCCACGUGGUGAACGAGCACGCCUGCCGGCUGAUGGAACUAAGUGACAAAGAGGGUGGCGCCGGCGAGCACGGCCACUACAGCCUCCUGGGCAGGAUCUCCUUCGACAAGUGCAAGAACUUCUUUGUCUGUCAGGUGUGUGGUUUUCGAAGUAGACUGCAUACAAAUGUUAACAGGCACGUGGCCAUCGAGCAUACAAAAAUAUUCCCCCAUGUUUGUGAUGACUGUGGGAAGGGCUUCUCAAGCAUGUUAGAAUACUGCAAACAUUUAAAUUCACAUUUGUCCGAGGGGAUUUAUUUAUGUCAGUACUGUGAAUAUUCAACGGGACAGAUUGAAGAUCUUAAAACUCAUCUAGAUUUCAGGCAUGCAGCCGACUUACCUCAUAAAUGUAAUGACUGCUUAAUGAGGUUUGGGAAUGAGAGGGAACUCUUGAGUCACCUCACAAUCCAUGAGACAGCUUGAUUGUUUUUUAGCAUCAUUUACAGAGUGUUGGUGUAAAAUAAUAAAUUGAUAUUAUUAGAGUUCUACAAUGGAUGGUUUUUAAUAAUGAUAUCGAUGAAGGGUAUAGGCAGCCAUAUUUAUUUAUUUAUUUUGGCAUUGAGGGUUGUUUUUUGGGGUUUUUUUUCUGGCUUCAGUGUAUAGAUUUUUUCAGCAUAUGAGGGCAUCUUAAAUGUGCUGCUGUCGGUUUUGUCCUCGGAGAUUCUGGGUUGCCUGCCAGUGGCCUGUGCUCUUAUGUAUCAAGGAGAGAAGCGGGAAAUAGGAGGCUUUGGGGUGGGAAGAGAAAGAGGCUAUUAUUGUCCUUUAAUAACUUUAACUGCCUCAGACUUUUUGAAAAUGCAAAAAGUAAGCAUAGUUCUUCAGUUAUCAGGCAUUUCUAUUGUAAAAAGUCAUUCAGGUACUUAAGUACCAGAGGGAUAGGCAGGAUGGAGGUGCAGUGUGUGUGUGUGUGUGUGUGUGUGUGUGUGUGUGUGUGUGUGUGUGCGCGCGUGUGUGCACAUGCACGCGCAUGCAUAUACCUUGUACAUAUAAUUAUGUAUACCUUAUAUGUGUAUAAUUAAGCUAUUUCUAGGUUGAGGACCCAAACCUCCUUAUUCUCCCCCAUAGCCAUCAUUCCCAAGGCAUUCAGACCUCCCUUCCAUAUCAAUCUAAAAGUAUAGAAAUGCUCUUAGCUGUGGUGGUAAGAAAUUAUUCUCUUUACUUAGUAGUUUCUUUAAAAAAAAAAAGAAAGAAAAGGAAAAAAUCACAUCUUUCUGCCCAAUUCCCCUGGCUAAAUUAAUUUUUAAAAGUUGGUAUAAGAUAAAGGGCAAGUUUUGUUUGGGUUGGGUUGGGUUGGGUUUUUGUUGGUUUGUUUCUUUUUCACUGGACCUGUAAUUUCAAAAGGGUAGAAAGCUUUGGACAGCUCCUCACAGAUACAAAUUAGCAACUUAUUUGUGACUUUUUAGGCAGUACCAAGAGAUACACUGAAACCCUAACAGAGUGUAAGUGUAACAAUACCUGAUAGUGGGGCAGCUAAGUGGCACAGUGGCUAGAGCACCGGCCCUGGAUUCAGGAGUACCUGAAUUCAAAUCCGGCCUCAGACACUUAACACUUAUUAGCAAUGUGACCCUGGGCAAGUCACUUAACCCCAGUUGCCUCACUAAAAAAAAAAAAAAACAAUACCUGAUGGUGAAAUGAAGAAAAUUUCACAAAAGACAUUGCAAAGGUACUUAAUUGGAGCUCAUAAAUCUUUGGCUGAAUGGUGGUAAACCUGACCAACAGCCCAGCACAACCAAACAAAUGGAUUUUGUGGUCUUCAAGUUCAACAUUGUUGCAGUUCACACAACCCGUAGUUUUUCCACACCAUAGUUAGCUCUUGGUAGUCACAACCUUUCACAAUCUAACUCCAUUUCUCAUCUAUUUCUACCUUGGUAAUGUGUCUUCUGGUUUUACCAUAUAUGGUACACCUACUUACCCACCUCUCAUUCCAAUAUCCCAGUGGCUUCUUAGAAUCAGGGGCUUAGUAUUUCAGAAUGUUAGUGAUAAAUCCCUACCCUAGAAAGCAAUGAACUGAGCCCCUUCAUACUGUAUUUCUUAGCCCAGGAAAAGUAAAGUGAUUUACCCAAAGUCAUAUCAACUAAAUGGCAAAAUCUGGCCUGCAAUCUGCAUUUCUUGCUAUACUUCCUCAUGUUCUUUGCUCAUCCCAACUAACUUUUCAUCAGUUUUGGUACCAUGGUUUCAUUCAUCCACCAUGUAUGUCCAGCCCAAUGAAAUUGAGUUGGAGGGAGCAGAACUUUAAUUUAAAAUGGACGUGAUAAUGCUUUAUAAUUUUUGCAUAGUGCAUUUGGGGCACAAACUAUGACUUUUUUGAUGAUCAGGUACUCGACACUGAAUAAGUGAGGUUUAGGUAGGUGAGCCCAGUGGAAAAGUCCUAAGAAGUAUGAGUAAACUUGUGUUAUACACUUUCUGAUGAGCCUAGAAUUGAGGUUCUCUUGGCAUCGGCCCAAUUUUCAGAUUUCAGUCUUUGACAGCAAACUGCAGAAAUAGCCUAAGAUGCAUAAGUUGCUUUCAGGUCUGUGGUUUUUACUGAGUAAAAUUAUUUGGGGAACCAUGCUUCCUUUCAUUUUUCUUCUAAAUGCAGACCUAAUUUUGACUGUGCUCACUUGUUCCUUGGCCACAUUUAUAUUCCAGGGACACAUGGUUGAUCAUGCUUUACAAAAGUCAAUACAAAAGAAUUCUAAGUAGAAUCUUGGCAGUAGAGGAGAACAGUGUAAUGUGCCUACCUAAACAGAACCUGGCUUAGCUUUCUCUCUCUUUUUCCCCCCACAAUAAAAUAGUGUAGGUUUGGGCUUUUUUAAAAAGACAUUUUAAAAAUUACAAGGGGCUUCUCCUGCACUCUGUGUGUGUUUGACAGUUAAGUUGUUAAGUCUCACUUUUGAUUAUUGUUGAUGGCUGAACCACUAAAUCCUUCUGAGUUCAUUCUCCUUAGCUUUAUUCAGAUGAUGCCUGAAUAGGAGCUUAUAGGCAGAUAGAUAACAUACUUCUUUUCUAAGCACCACACGAAAAUAAAGCACCAAAAAAAAAAAAUGCUCUAUAAAACCUCACAUUUCUUUCAGCGUUCUAUCAUCAAC